AUGGUGGUGAUCCCAUUCCCGAGACGUUUUACUCUCGUGUCAGCGUUCCCUUUACUUUUUCCUUCCUUUCCAAGCUUCCAUCCUUCGUCUACCGUACCGGUGCUUACUUUUUUUUUCCUUCGUUUCGCAAGGCAUCAUGCUAGGGACUCCGAAGAACCAAACGGCCUGGAGUUCCAC
Messenger RNA from Tuber aestivum (summer truffle), 177 nucleotides. Lineage: Eukaryota; Fungi; Ascomycota; Pezizomycetes; Pezizales; Tuberaceae. The record is from the annotation of a GenBank genome assembly.